AUGCCCAGCAACAGCAUCACGAAGCCGUGCCACAACUGUCGACGCCGACGCCUGCGGUGCGAUCGCUCAUGGCCAACGUGCCAUAAGUGCGCGUCGUCGGGGCAGGAGUGCCUUGGAUAUGGAAAGGUAUUUGUUUGGACACAGGCCAUCGGCUCCCAUGGGAACCCGAGAUCCCUACCCCCCUACGCACGGAGGCUAGGCGAGACGGGAGAAGCGCGAAUCAAACCUCAGGUCGGCUUCCAGGUGGUGCCUGAUGGCAACGCCUCGGGUGCUUGGUCCAUAGGGGAACUCGACAGCUGCAGCCCAACUCGAACCAGUCGAGGAGACCAAACACUCGCCCAACAACACCACUAUCAAGUACCGCAGGUCCCUAAGCAACCGCAAGUCUUUCCCGGAGCAUUGCCGGAGGAUGAUGAUGAUGGGCCCGCCGCGGCGAAGGCAAGCAGACGCUGCUCAAAUGACAUUGAAGCAUCGCAACCGACACUACUGGAUCGUAACGCCGACAAAACCUGCGUACUGAGCCAAGGAAACCUGAUAGAUCCGCUUUUCCAAGACUUGGAUCGGAAUUCUAGAUACUAUCUUGCACAUUUCGCCGAUAGUGUGUGCAAAGAUCUAGUGGCUAGAGACUCCCCUGAUAGCAAUCCUUUCCGACAGCUGAUUCCCUUGACCAACAAACAUCCGCUGUUGCUGCAGAUCCUCAUUGCCACGUCUGCUAUUCACUCAUCCAACAUGUUCCGGCCCAUCACGGCCAUUCCCACUAACUUGACAGACCCUGGUGGUUAUCUUGCCCAGAUACGCUCACAAGACUUGGUCUCCAGACAGGCUCUUGUAGAUGCCUUGACCGCAAAGCAAAAAGCAAUGGGUCAUCUCCGCGAAGUUUUGGAUACGUUGGAUCCUGCUGGGAGUGAAGUUGCCUUGGCGGCGAUGCAUUUCUUCGUCAAAUUUGACCUUAUCGAUCUAGAACAAACGGAAGGGAAAGGAUGGCAGGCCCACUUGGCUGGCGCAAGCAGCAUCUUGGCUUUAUUGACAACCGAGUCAUCCAGGAGCGCUUCCAGCCGAAUGUUGCACGACUGCGUCAUUGCCGAUUGCUUCAUAUAUCACAUCCUUGGCUCAACCUUGGGAUCCGGAGCUAUAGCGUCCCGCAUCGCACGCUAUGCCUUUGAGUUUUUGCCCGUGAUGAAGCGGGUCGAGGUGAACAGCUAUCUUUCGUGCCCACCAGAGAUUCUCCAAAUCAUCCUCCUGGCCUCCCAGCUUUCAUACGAGAGCCCCUGCAUUGAUUGGAACCUGUCUGCCGCAGACCAGGCGCUCGCACUCAUUGACCAAGCGCUUGCCUUUGACAUUCCCGCGUGGGCCGACCGGCUUCGACAAAUGCCCAAUAUAACGGACAUUGAGAGCCGUAUCCACAUUGCAUCGGCGCAUCGCUCGGCCGUCUGUUUGUAUAUCCUCCAGGCACUUCCCUUGUCUCGCGCAGUGCGUCCUGUCGAUACCAGUUUUCUCGUGAGUGACAUACUCGGUCACCUUGGCCAAAUCAGCGAACAAGACCCUUACUUUAAGGCUACUUCUUGGCCGACAUUUAUUGCUGGCGCGGAGACCCGGGAUAGCGAAAAGCGGUCUUGGGCCAUGACCCGUAUCCUUGCCAUCUGGAAAAUUUGCUCAUGGGGGUAUAUUUUUACGGCCAUUGAGAUGUUGAGAGCGACCUGGCAGAUGCAAGAUUCCAGACCAGACUCUGCUGUAAACUGGCUUCAAGAUCUUAAAGACAGGGGCUUUGAUUAUUUGAUUGUGUAG
Ustilaginoidea virens is the source of this 1785-nucleotide messenger RNA. RefSeq lists its product as uncharacterized. NCBI's taxonomy places the organism in Eukaryota, Fungi, Ascomycota, Sordariomycetes, Hypocreales, Clavicipitaceae. The record is from RefSeq and is a predicted model, not a curated record. Gene Ontology annotation, biological process: positive regulation of transcription by RNA polymerase II. Gene Ontology annotation, molecular function: DNA-binding transcription factor activity, RNA polymerase II-specific; transcription cis-regulatory region binding; zinc ion binding. Bases 1 to 1785 code for a protein of 594 amino acids. Gene Ontology annotation, cellular component: nucleus. The transcript is spliced from 3 exons.